This is a messenger RNA of Symbiodinium sp. CCMP2592, 2874 nucleotides long. The record is from the annotation of a GenBank genome assembly. Lineage: Eukaryota; Dinophyceae; Suessiales; Symbiodiniaceae.
AUGUCGUGGGAAUCCGGAAACGUUGCUAUGAGUGACGUUCGUAACGCCGUCGCGAAGCUGAAGCUGUACAACAUCGGUGAGCACCACAUUGUCGAGUCCACAGCGGGCCCUCUCACCACCCUCGACCUGCCCUUGCUAGACUUGCCGAACAGCGGGUUCAUCAAAUGCUUCCUCGAUGUGAUCAUGGAUGUGCCGAGCUUUCCCUCAACCGAGAUCAAGCAGAUUAUGCAGAGUCAGUCCUUCAUGAGGUUACCAAAACCUUAUGGUUUAGCGAAAGACUUGGACGUUCUUUUUCGCAUCGACUUGGCCGUAAUCCCACAAGACAGCGGAAAGUUCACAGUUAUCAAGAUCAUCAACUUGAAGGACAAGAAGAACACCGUCGAGCAAGUUCGGGAACUGUGUCAUCGUAGGCCUUAUGCCGUCGAUUGGUCCGGAAAUGUAAUCACCGUCAAGAAGAGCUUGCACUUCCUCUUUGAACUACUAGGUGGUUUUCAGUGUCGGCAUCACGUCCUUCGUACAGAAGAAGAGGGAAAACCUGAGCAGGAACGCUCCUUGGAAGAGUGGGACUUUGGGCUCGAUUUCAUUGAGCAGCAAGGUCCUCGAGAAAAUGUCCGCAAUCGUCUUCUUCGGUGGGUCACAGUGCAGACAACAACCCGGGACUCCCCCAUCUACCGCUGGCCCCAGGCACUGGUGGAGAAGAGUCUUCGUAAUCUCAGCCAAGACGGCGUCCUUGCACAGGUACAUGAAAUGUGGCCUCUGACGUUGUACGACUUAGACACUCGGCUCCUCAAAGCAUUGGGAACUAUUUUUUCAUCUUUGACAGAGAAGGCACUCGGACUUCACGGCACACCCGGAGCGGGCAAGACACCAGUCGCGAGAACCGUUGCUAUGGGACUCUCUCGGUUUUGGAUCACGAAAUUGGGUAAGACGGACGAAAUCACGCGGAUCUACUGCUCAAACGACUUCGACGUGAAAACGGAGCCACCCUUGGACCAACCUCUUUUGGACAUCGAAAAGGGCAUCGCUACCUAUGUGUCGCACUCUGCGUUUAUGAAAAUGCUGGAGAAUGCGUGGUGCUCCAAGGACUGUAACGACGCCAACAUCAUGGCUGUUCUGAAGCGCACGCAUAUCUUUGUCAACACAUCCAAAUGCCUCCACAUCCGACCUGCCAGUGAAACCGAAGGCCCUGUGCUCAGGAUUCCCCUAGGCGACAAGAUUGACUUCCUUCAUGUGGAUUCCCGCGAAGUCUAUGAUUACCAUCGUAAGGGUGGGAAAGACUUGCCUCAGGACUUUGAUAUGAAGGUGAACUGGGAGAGAGACUGGGUUACAAAAGCUAUGACAGGCGACGUGAACUUGCCCACACGUGCCACAAUCAUCCGCCGUGGAGGUCUUUUCCAAAGUGCUCCUUCCACGUCUACUGACUCUACCGUCGAGCAAAACCAUCGUCGUGUCAAGGACCUCUUGCACCAAAGCUUCGACGCUGACAUCCACACCGCCGCCGCCGUCAGUAACGUCAAAGAGGAAGUGCCCAACAAGCGAGAGCUGGAGACUUCUGCCCGCGAUAGGUUCGCUAGUAAAACGCGUCGUCUCGCGGCCGACUACGUUGGCAAAGCUAUCCUCGUGGAUGACUCCCCCAAGGCAGCCAAGGAGCCGGCAAUCAAACAAGAACUCGUUUCGGCCUUCUCUCGCUCUUUGUCUUCCAGCAAUAUCGCCAUCAAUCUGGUGGACUCUCCCGAAAAACGCCCUCCAACGCUUGCGGCUUCCUCAGAUGUGAAGCCAAGUCAAGAUGAUAAUUUGGAAAGGGAGCUUGAAACGUUGAUGGAGGCAGAGUUUGCAAACGAGGAAGCCAAAAACAAUGAUGCUCGUGCUGCGGAGGCUGAGGAUUUCAUGGACUGCUGCACAGACGACGAGAACUUCAUCGACACGCACAUGGCAGACGACAAAACCAUCAUCAAGCUGCUCAUUGCGGACAAGCUCCUCAAUGUCCCACAAUCUGUCAUUCACCUCGCCAUGGGUACGAACCACAAGGCGGUGGAGGACUUGGACAAACGACUUUGCAAGCUUCGGAAAGACUUCGUUGAGAAGGAGGAAAAGAACAUCGUUUUUGGCAACCAGAAAACGUGGGUGGACGUUGAGGCAGACGAGGCAACGUUCGACAAGAGAGACAUCUCUCAAGAUGCUGCUUUGAAACAUUUGGUCACCAAAAAGAACGAGUCCAUCAUGUGGGAGCAGUGGGGUGGUGCCAUUCAACGCCCAGGUGCCAUCCGUAAGACAGAAUGGAACACCAUUGCGAACGAACUCCUCCUGGACCGCAAAGUGUAUUUGGAGGAUGGCCUGCCGCUGGACUUUCUCUUCCGCUGCAACCACUGCAUUGCGUUGAUUGGGCAGGACAAUCCAGUUUACAUGGGCCACGACCGCAGCUACUGCAGCCCACAAUGCCGCCGCCGGGGCCGGUCGACUCUCUAUCGGAACCUCCGGUCCAUCCAGUUGGAUAGCAUUUGCGAAGCGCGGCGGCCGAUGUCGGAGAGCGGCACAAGUGGGCUGAGCACCGCUUGGUCCGACUCAUCGAUAACAUCGUCGCGGCCAAAGGCGGACAGGUCUGCUGGCCCGCUCGGCUGGAUGAUUAGUAAGGUCGUCAAUGUCAUCUCGAAUCGGCUUCCGGAAUCUCUAGCAGUUCUGCAGAAGUCGGCUCUGGUUCAGUCGGCUUCAUCCGCUCUGCUGCGGCGGCUGCGGCGGCAGUCGGAGCCCGGCGGCUCAUCGCUACAGCGCCUGCUGGGAUACCUUCCCGACGUGGCUUCGGUGGACAGCCUCAAAGAGCUCCCUGACGACGGCGAGUGGGAAAGUGAUCUCAGCUGGUGGAUUUCAAGGCAGUAA